Messenger RNA from Glycine soja, 1478 nucleotides. Its product is annotated as probable protein disulfide-isomerase A6. Gene Ontology annotation, cellular component: endoplasmic reticulum. Gene Ontology annotation, molecular function: protein disulfide isomerase activity. The record is from RefSeq and is a predicted model, not a curated record. Bases 139 to 1227 code for a protein of 362 amino acids. NCBI's taxonomy places the organism in Eukaryota, Viridiplantae, Streptophyta, Magnoliopsida, Fabales, Fabaceae. Gene Ontology annotation, biological process: protein folding. The transcript is spliced from 11 exons.
GGGUUUGAUCUAAUUGCGUUGAUGUUCCCUUUACGCUGAAGAAAGAGUAGUGUGUGUGUGUGUGAGAGAGAGAGAGGUAGGCGAGGAUCGUUCACAUAAAAUAUCGACAGAGAUCGACGAGAAAAAGCUAAGCGAACAAUGUGGAGCUCCAAAACGACGAUGAUGCUGGGCAUUGCAGCCAUUGCUCUGAUGAUGUUUCUCUCAUCGGCUUCAGCCGACGACGUCGUUGCACUCACAGAGGAAACCUUCGAAAACGAGGUUGGCAAGGAUCGCGCCGCUCUCGUUGAGUUUUACGCUCCCUGGUGUGGACACUGUAAAAGGCUUGCCCCGGAGUACGAACAGCUCGGAGCGAGUUUUAAGAAAACGAAGUCCGUUUUGAUUGCCAAGGUGGACUGUGAUGAACAUAAAAGCGUUUGCGGUAAAUAUGGGGUAUCUGGUUACCCUACCAUUCAAUGGUUUCCUAAGGGAUCUCUAGAACCUAAAAAGUAUGAAGGUGCACGUACUGCAGAAGCCCUUGCUGCGUUUGUGAACAUUGAAGCAGGUACAAAUGUGAAGAUAGCUUCUGUUGCAUCCAGUGUGGUAGUUCUCUCUCCAAAUAACUUUGAUGAGGUUGUCUUCGAUGAAACAAAAGAUGUUCUGGUGGAAUUCUAUGCACCAUGGUGUGGUCAUUGCAAGGCCCUUGCCCCUAUUUAUGAAAAAGUUGCUGCAGCAUUUAACCUGGAUAAAGAUGUAGUUAUAGCCAAUGUUGAUGCCGACAAGUAUAAAGAUUUGGCUGAGAAAUAUGGUGUUAGUGGCUAUCCUACACUGAAGUUUUUCCCAAAGAGCAACAAAGCUGGUGAAAAUUAUGACGGUGGCCGUGAUUUGGAUGAUUUUGUAGCAUUCAUCAAUGAGAAAUGUGGUACCUACCGUGAUGGGAAGGGGCAGCUUACUUCUAAAGCUGGUAUAAUAGCAUCUCUGGAUGACUUGGUGAAGGAGUUUGUGAGUGCCGACAGUAAUGAGAAGAAGGCAGUAUAUUCCCGGCUUGAGGAGGAAGUUAAGAAGCUUAAAGGUUCUUCUGCCAGACAUGGCGACCUUUACUUAAAACUUGCUAAGAAGGGUAUGGAAAAGGGUGCAGACUAUGCAAAGAAUGAAAUUCAACGUCUUGAGCGCAUGCUUGAGAAGUCAGUCAGCCCAGCAAAAGCAGAUGAAUUCACUCUCAAGAAGAACAUCUUAUCUAUCUUUGCUUGAUCUUCCUGUGAUAGAAGAGCCAUUUCUUUCAGUUCAGCGAGGAGAUAUGAUUUGUAAUUCCUGAGUUUCUAGGUGUUAUCACCCUAGUUUUCUUGAUGACCGUUUCCUAUAAAUAUGCACUCUUUCACGCGCAUUUUUGCACUGAUCAUGUACUGAGUCGUAAAACUAAAGCAAAAGUAGCAUCUGAGAAAUCAUAUUCAAAACGUAUAUUGACUUCAGGCUCAAGUUUAAUUUAGAGAUUGUUAUAGCCC